AUGAGCGACACGUACAUUAGCGAUUGGUCUCUGAACAGUGCAGAGCUACGCACGGAGAGCCCACGCUUACAUCGUUUACUGUGUAUAAACGGCAAAAAAAAUCCACUUGGGUCACUUGGUUCCGCCUCCAGUCUGGUUUCUUAGGGGGAUUUUUCAACUCUUCUCAACACAAGGGGGCUCGUGUCUUGAAGCUGCAAAACGAAAGUAUGUUGCUGCAGACCAAGACGAGGCGCCUGAAAGAAAAGUGAUUUGGCUUAUGGAGCUGAACUCUGAUGGUCUGAAAGCACCGUAAUGAGUGGGAAAGUCUGGAUAUUUAUAAGUGCUAUUUCAUGCAUCACCCAUAUUUACCAUGUCCAGUCCAAGUGCAUGGAUCAAGAUAUUAAGUUACAUCUGGAUGAGCUGUUGUUGAAGGAGCACAUGUUUCGGAUUAAGGUGUUCUCACCUGACACAAAGGAGCACGAGCUUCUGUCAGUAGUAAAUACUCUGUGUGCGUAUUGGACAAAUAAUAAGGAUAAGGAUAUAGAAAAAUUACAAGUGCUAAAAACUUUCGAUAUAAUGCUGCAUGAACUACAUAAACAAUUUGAAGACGUUUGUACAAAUCUCAACUGCACAGAAGCUUACGCUGUACAUGCCAUUGAUACAGCCGCUUUCGGUGAAAUGUACAGGAAUUCUUGCAAUUUAUCAGUAUCAGACCUGAAGUGUCCAUCAAAGAGCGAACCUUUAACAACGAUCAGCCCGACUCCCGAAUUCAGCACAACAUUUUUAACGACGGUCAAUUUAGUAACCACAGACCAUGAAAGCAUAACAUCUUUAACAACAGUGAUCAGCCCAAACAUCACUGCCCCCGAAAAUUUGACAGCAGAUCCAUCGGCACAGACAGAAGCCAUCAUUAAAGAUGGCAGUCAGCGGGCUACCCAUGGACUCCUGAUUGUGUCAUUUCUGCUGAAUAUAUUUUUACUCUUCGUUGUGUUAAACAUGUACAGGAAGUCAAAAACACACAGUGAGACGCCACAUGAGUCACAAGUCAUUUGAUUUAGUAAAUGAAUAAUUUUAGCACUUCGGUGGUUUUCCAGCGACAAACAUCAUGUCCUCCAACCAAUACAUCUGUAUAGGUCAUUUGCACAAAUCCCUGAAAUAUCCCAUCAAAUAACCCAUCAAAGCAGAUAUUAUCUGUGUUAAAGUUAGGCCUUGUGUAGCUCAGUCUCUAGAGCAUUGUGUUUUUGCAAUGAGACAACCUUCAGGUAUGGGUUCAAACCCAAAAGUGCACAUGCUCACAAAACACGUAUUUUGAUUGACAAAAAUAAUCUUAUGUGAGACAGACGCAACAUGACACUGCCAUUAUUUUUAAGCCCGCUAGAGAGCACUUAACCUAAAAACAUAAAUAAAGGCAAAAACUACCUAUAGGGUUAUUGUUUGUUGGAGGACCAGCUGAUCAUUCUCCAGUCAUCUGUUACUGCAUCCACACUGUUUUUAAAAAGUAUUUUUCAGUUGCUAAUUGUAUAUGUCUUAUUGUGUGUUUUGGGCACCAAUAGAAUCCAUCACACACCGGUAGACAUACAGUAAAUGGUUUACUGACCCAGAGUGACACAGAAUUAAAUGGUCUGUCUGUCAGUCCCAGUCCCCCAGUUUGGGAUGUGUUUUAAGAAAUAUUUUAAAUAUACCACAAUUUGCAAUCGUAGAUUAUUUUAUUAAUCUUAUUAUUUAUUAUCAUUUUUUUAAUUUGGUCUACUUAGCUAUACCCAGUUCUGUCCAUUGUUCUGUCUAUUAUAUAGUUUUUGUAUUAGUACAGAAAUGAUUAGAAAAAAAAUCUGUCCUCAUCCUCCUGCUGGAGCAGGGUGAUUGCUCUCUCAAGAACUAUACAGAGACCUUCUUCAUCCUCUCCAAUGACUCCUGUUACCCAGACAGCUUUCUGUGCGGGAUUUACUUCCGCGGACUAAACACCUCCAGUCAAACUUAGCUGUCCGGAAAUGGUCCUCGAGAGAGCAUCACCAGUUACAUCGAGUAGGUGCUGGUGUCAUGUAACUUGCCAAUGACUGUUCAGCCCAUGGACAAUGACACCAGUCCCACUCAGGAUCCAGAGUCCAGCCCACCAUCUCACCGCGUUGCGGAGCCACAGCCUGAGCCCACCGAUGAAGCAGUUGCGGAGUCUCACACGACCAUGGAGCCUUCGCCGGAGAGAGCGACAGAGCCGUGGAGUGCCACCCGACCCAGGUGCGUGAGCCAGCAACAGAGCUUGCCAUGGUGGAGACAGCCGAGUACAGCGAGAGCGUAGAGUGGGCCCCGUCCUCCACCAGAACCUCCUCCCAAGUUCCUGUUUUUGUUUUGUUUUUUUUUGGUGUGAGGACACACCUUCCGGGAGGGGGCCAUAUGUCACAUGUGGACUUUUGUAUUUUACUGUAUUGUUCAUAUUAUAUAAUAUCUUACUAUGUUUAUAUUUUACUAUGUUUGCGUGUAAGAGUAAGAGGACAUGAGGACAUUCAUAAUAUAUUUCUGGGUAUCUCAGAUUAUGUUAUUGUUUUGUGCUAAAAUUUGCAUUGUUUGCGGCAAUCGCACCUAAUAAAACUGGAAAUAUUAUCAUGUA
Molecule: messenger RNA, 2581 nt
Organism: Puntigrus tetrazona (Sumatra barb)
Lineage: Eukaryota; Metazoa; Chordata; Actinopteri; Cypriniformes; Cyprinidae
Exons: 16
Coding region: 292-1032 (246 amino acids)
Source: RefSeq, a predicted model, not a curated record